AUGGAACGCAUGUCGAGAGUUGUUGUACGUUUUUUAGGUCGCGAAUAUCCUCGCGAUCUUCUCAUUUCACGCCUUUUCUAUCUUUGCUUUUUCGCUUCAUUUGGAUCACUUUUUCCACUUCUCGCUAUUUAUUUCAAGCAAUUAGGUAUGAAUGCAACACAAGCGGGAAUUUUACUCGGUAUUCGACCAAUUGUCGAAUUUACUGCACGUCCAUUUUGGAGUAGUUUUGCAGAUCGCUUUCGUAAGGGCAAAUUAUUGCUAAUGUUCUCGUUAGCAUCUUUUAUCGUAUCGAUAUUAGCGAUUGGUUUCGUACAACCGUUAACUCCAUAUUGUGUUGUAAAACCUAUAAAUUCAACAAAUGGAUGCUUUUAUUUGGAACAAGCAAGUCAAAUCGUUCGAGGUGGUGCACUUGGAUAUUUGAAGGAAGCGGCUGGAAUCGGAAGAAAGAAACGACAAGCAUCACAAAUAUUCGAUACAGUAGUCGAUCUAAGUUCAUAUGAUAAGGAACGUGACACGGUACCUGGGAUCGCUCCGGAACUAAUCACCAAAGAUAAAAUAUGCAAUUAUGAUGAAGCAAUUUAUGGUGUUCUAGUGAGUCCACCACAUAGUACAAGAGUAUAUCGUAAGCCAGCUGUUGAACAGGUAUUUCUUCUCUUAUUUUUACUUGUCAUAUUGGGCGAAUUCUUCAGUUCACCUGGUCUUGCAUUAGCCGAUAGUGUUAUAUUGUCGUAUGUUGCUGACGAGCCUAAAAAGUUUGGCUUAAUUCGACUAUGUGGAAGUAUCGGAUGGGGCUUGGCAAUGUUUAUAAUGGGCAUUGGAUUGGACUAUUCAGAAACGUUUCAUAAUCAUCCAUGUCCAACAAAAAAUACAACUGAGAAAAAUUACAUACUUUGCUUUGUUACUUGUUCACUUUUCAUGGUAGCAGCUAUGCUUAUUGCGACACAAUUUCGAUUUGGCUCGGAGCAACGUCCAGAUGAAGCAGCUUGUGCGGUUAUUGAGACGAGGAAUGAUGAAGUAUCAGCGGCUGUCGCUGAAAAAGCUAGAACAAAACAAAUACAGACUGAACAUUCGGAAGGAUCCUUAUUGCUGGCAACAAUAAAAAUGUUGAUCCAUGGCCACGCAGCUGUUUAUUUACUAUCGGUAACAACCAUUGGAUUUGGUGCAGGAAUAAUUUUUACAUUUCUUUUCUGGCACCUUCAAGACUUUGGUGGAUCACCAAUUCUUUUUGGAGUAGCAUCGGUGAUCAAUCAUGGAUCAGAAAUUGCUGCUUAUUUUUAUUGCUUUCAAUUUAUAAACAAAUUCGGACAUGUUAAAAUAAUGUACAUAUGCUUAGCUGCCAAUGUUAUUCGCUUUUUUGUCAUCAGCUUACUAACAAAUCCUUGGAUGGUACUUCCUUUCCAAGCGAUGCAAGGAGUUACAUUAGCAACAGUUUGGGCAUCCGCAUCGUCGUAUAUCUCACUAAUUGCUCCAUCACAACUAAAAACGACUGCUUUAACAAUACUUAUGGUCUUAUAUCAUGGUAUUGGCAAAGGCUUUGGCAGUAUUAUCGGUGGCUUCAUUAUUGCAAAUGUUGGAACACGAACAAUGUUCCAACUCUAUUCAAUAAUAGCAAUUCUUGUAUUAGGUAUUAAUUACGGCCUCAAUCGAAUGUUUAAUUACGGCGGUUUUAAAUAUAGCCAGAAUGCUUUCGAAGACGAUGAAUUGCCUGGGGCAUUAGCUCCACAAGGAAUUCCAUUGCACCAUGGUGAGAGUAAACUAAUCGAUGCAUUUAAUCAAACAACGGUAGCAAAUACGAAUUAUGGUACAAUAACGACCGAGGAUCCGACGCAAGAAGCCUAUGACCGAUACGUUAAAAACCCAUAUGAUUAG
Molecule: messenger RNA, 1869 nt
Organism: Dracunculus medinensis (Guinea worm)
Lineage: Eukaryota; Metazoa; Nematoda; Chromadorea; Rhabditida; Dracunculidae
Source: the annotation of a GenBank genome assembly